Paramecium primaurelia is the source of this 3668-nucleotide messenger RNA. The record is from the annotation of a GenBank genome assembly. Lineage: Eukaryota; Ciliophora; Oligohymenophorea; Peniculida; Parameciidae.
AUGCAAAAUCAUAAGAUUGCAACUAAUAAUGAUGAAUCUAAUUGUGAAGAAAGACAACUUGUAGAUCAGUCUAAGAAUAAUGAAUAACAAUAAGAAAUUUCAAGAAUUAGUGAUUCUAUAUUGAACGCUAUAAAUUUGAAUGAGUAUGAUUAUUACAAUUAUCCACCAAAAUUGGAACAAGCUGAAAUACAUCGAUAAGCAUAUUAUCUUUGUCCAGAUUAAUAUGUACUCAAUAAUUAUCCAAAAGACUAUUGCGAAUGCUGCAAGUACAAUAUAUAUAUUUUAUUAAUCAUUAGUAAAAAAUUCCAUCGAUAACCUUUUAAUUGGGUAUUUGGAGAUUUAUAUGAAGCAACUGUUGACGAAUAUGGUUUAGCAGCACCUCUUUAUUUUACUAUUAUCAAAUUCUAACUUAUAAUUUUCAUAAUAGUGUUUUGUAUCUAUGGAAUAUUUUUCAUAAGUGAAAUUCAUCGAAUAUGCAAUUCCAACCCUUAAUUAAAUUGUCAUAUAGAGAAUAAUGAUUUGUGUAGAACUUGUGAAUUUUAGUAUUCAUAUGGGUUUAUUGAUAUUGUGACAAUUCAGGAAUAUUUGCAUUAAGAGAAAGGUUCAAAUUACUAAUGGUUUUAAGUAUCAGCAUUUUUAAUAUUUCUAAUAAAUCUUCACUUACCAUUUUUUUAUGAUCUACUUAUCACUUAUAUGUAAGUAUUCAUAUUAUACAUAAGAUAAUUUAAGUAUUGGAAUAGGGAUCCUUAUAAUUAAUAAAAUGAGACUAUCACUUCAAUAUAUAUCAGAGGAAUGAGUUCUAAACUUACAGAAAAAGAAAUUUUAAAUCUCAUAAAAGAAAGCAUGUAAAGAAACAACAAUUAGAUAAUAUCUUCUUAAAAUAAGUAAUAAUUUAAUUGAUUUUCAUGAUAGAUUAUUGGAUAAUGCUUAAAUAGAAGAGAUUGUUUAUAUUUAUAAUACUCAAGAAAUAAAAUUAUUAUAAUAAAAAAGAUAAAAUUGUCUAUUAGAUUUGGUUAUUACAGCACAAUAAAUUAAAGAACUUGAGCUCAGCAAAGAAAUUAUUACCUAUAAAGAUGCUGAAGUUAAGGUUUAUAAGGCUUAUACAAAGGAAUUUUUAUCUUAGAGAAUAAGUGAUUUGAUGAAAUAGCUCUCAGAAGUGAAUGAUAACAUUAAUAAAUAAAUAAUAGGGUUGUAAAUUAAUAAUAUAUCUAUGAAUAAUUAAGAUAUUAACAAAAUGAGACUAGAACCUUUAGAAUUCAGUCAAAAGGCUAUUAUUAGAUUUAAUGAUCCAAAUAUAAGUUAAUUAAUUUUAUAGAAUUUCUAAAUUUCUUGGUUUAAUAAAUUAAGAGUGAAAUUAAAUUUGAUCUAAAAUCCUAAAUUGAUUGAUAAAUUAAUAGUAAAAAAAUCAUUUCGUAUUAAUGGCAUGUACUGGGAAAAUAUAGGUUUCAGAUCUUAAGAAAGAAUAGCUGCAAAAAUAAAAAGUGCAAUAACUAUGUUAAUUGCUUGUGCUGCCUUAAUGACUGCAUAUGAAUUCAUAUAUUUAUAUAAGAAUGAUCCAGAAUAUAAGGUAGAAAAGAAUAAUGGUAGAUUAUCUGUUGCUUAAAGAGUAUUAACAAAUAUUUUCACUGUGGCAGUUCCAAUAAUUACUACAGUUGCCAUUUUAGUAGUAAUAAUAAAUUAAAAAGAAUCAAAAAAGAAUACAUUUGCACAUUUAGAAAGAAGUUUCAUGCAUGUUCUUAUAGUUGUUAAUUACUUCCUUGUAACUUUUCUCCCUUACAUAUUUACAUUUGAACUAUGGAGUGGUAAGACUAUGUCAGCAGCUGUUUAUGAUUUAGUGACAUUAACUUAAAAUAAGAUUAUCACAAAGCAUGUAUUUCACACUGUACAUAUUCGAUAUAUGGGAUUUGUUUUCCUAAGAAGAAGAAUCUAAAAAAACUGCAAAGAGUAUUUUUAAGGUUAAUUAAAUAAUUUGAUGACACCUCCAACCUUCCCUUAAAGAAGCAGGGUUUGUAAUGCAAUGUAUAGUUUAACUGUUGGUUUAUGUUUGGUUUAUGUAUGUCCAGUAAUAACUAUUAUCAGUUUUAUAUUUAAUUGUUAUAUAUACCUAUUUGAUCGAUAUAGCAUUACUCAUCUAUAUUCAAUAGAUAAAAAGUUCACUAUAUCACUUAUGCGACACUAAUUAAAAAUAUAUUCUCUAUCCUUUUUUCCAAUCAAAAUCUAUCUGUUUAUUAAGUUAUUCUGGAGAUAUGGAUGGCUAAUUUAUGCUGGCGUACCUACUUGUUGUGCAUUUACUAUUAUCUCAAUUCUAUUUCGUGAAAAGAUAGUUUACUUUUUAUUAACAAAGGUGUUUAGAGUUUCUAGAAGAGAAAAUUCAAAACAUACACCAGAAACAUAUACAUCUAAUUAUUAUUAAUAUAUGAAAAGUAAUUUUAUUUAAUAUCCUUUACUUAGAAUUAAAUAUUGAUGAAUAAAAUGAAAUUACUAGAAAGAUAUUAAAUUCUUAAGGAUGCGAGAUAGUUUGACAUAUAAAUAAACAGUUAUAUUUAUUUCUAUUGAUUUUUCUUAUUUAAUUUCAGAAUAUAAAUCGAUUCUAUAAAAUUAUUAUAAUUUAUUUUUAUAUACAAAAAUUUCCUAUUAUAAAUUUAUUAACGAUUCAAUGUAAUAAUUACCUAAAGGUGAUAUACCCAUAAAUCCACUCACAGAUCAAUCAAUUGAAGAAAUUAAAUAUCCCUUAUAAACCAAACAAAACCUCAUGGAAGCUGUUUAAUCUUAAUCAUCCUUCAAACCAUAACUAUAUAAAAAUUAAGAUCUAUAUGAAGAAUUUAUUCGCAAAAUCGAAACAAAGAAACCCCAUCAAAAACAUCUUUAAUGGAGAACAAAUAUACACUUAAGAUUGGAUGAUGAAUAAAAUCAACUUUAACAAAUAGUAGAAGAAUUAAAAGUCAACUAUUAAUAGUUAGAAUUAUAAUAAUGUUCUUUCUAGCCCUCGAUUGGUAAUAAGAGCAACAUUUCUCCUUUAAAAUAAAGAAAUAAAACCAUCAAGCAGAAAAAGAAACAAAGAGAAUAACCCAUAAAACGUUUGGGAUAGAUUAUCCAAAUUGAAAGGAACCUAUUAAACAUCUUAAUCUUUAUAAUUAUAACCACAAUCAACUGGAAGAUCUUAGAGACAUACACCUGAAAGAGUAGAAGCUAUUAGCAAUAGACCAUAUGAAGAACCUUUAUAACCAAUAAAAUUUAAUUUUAAUUAUUAAGAUAUUCUUGUUGGAUCACCAUAAACUUCGUUCGACAUUUUGUUAAAAAAAUUUAUGAAAGUAUAACAAAUGCCAAAAUUUGGACUUAGAUCAUUUAGAUCAAAAUUUAACUAAAUUGACCUUAAAAUUGAAAUAGAAAAUGAUCUUUGUUUGUUGACAAUUGAUGAAUUGGCAAUAACUUUUGAUCAUCUUAGUUUUGCACCAUAUUAAGCCUAGAUUAUACCAAUGUAAUUUAAUGAAUAAAAAUCUAAUCAAUAUUUUUAAAAAUAAAAUAAAGCUAAUUCGUAAACUAAUGAAUUAGCUUAUAAAUAUAGAGCAAGAGUUUAAUCAUAAAUAACAGACUCUAAACCAAUAAGCAUAAAUUACUAUGAUCAUUAUAUAUCAAAUGAAAAAAGAAUAAUUAAAAUAAGAAGAUGA